Molecule: messenger RNA, 1134 nt
Organism: Fusarium sp. VM40
Lineage: Eukaryota; Fungi; Ascomycota; Sordariomycetes; Hypocreales; Nectriaceae
Source: the annotation of a GenBank genome assembly
AUGUUCAACUGGGCCAAACAACAACUGGCCAAUGUCGCCGGCACUCAGGAGCCCAUCUACGGCCCCUCUGCCAUCAAGUCGGUCGCUACAGAGACUGAAAAGACUCCCUAUACCGAGCUCGUCCGAGAUGACCUGAAGUGGCAGGCCAUGGACUCGACCUCCGUCGAGACCGAGAGCUUCUACAUAUUUGGCGACAACGGUUACAUCGCCCUUGCCCAGGUACUCUAUAGCAACGUUGCCGGCAUCCGAACAACCUGCCAGUUCAAUGCAAAGGUCUUCAACUCGGACCCUGCCAAGCCCCACGUCUGGGCCUCAUCUCCCCUUAAUAACCAUGAUUUCAACGAGGACAAGUCGAGUUUUUACGCCGACGACUGCGCUGUCGAGCUGUCUGAGGAUGGCAACUCCUACACCAUCAAGAGCAUGAACGAUCAGAACGCUAUUGUCAACCUUAAGAUCACACGCACCGCUCCUGGCUUCAAGGCCGGUGCCACAGGGACAACUCUGUACGGCACUGACAUGGAGAACCCCUGGGGAUCCAUUCGGCACGGUUUCUGGCCUCGCUGCACUUCCGAAGGUUCCAUCACCACCAAGGAUGGCGCCCUCGACUUGAAGGGCAAGACCUUCUUCGUCUACGCCCUCCAGGGCAUGAAGCCGCACCACGCCGCUUGCAAAUGGAACUUUGUUAACUUCCAGGGUCCCACCUACUCGGCAGUUAUGAUGGAGUUCACCAGCACUCCUUCGUACGGCUCAACUCUCGUCAACGUCGGAGGCAUCGUCAAGGAUGGCGAGAUCAUCACUGCGGGCGCCAUCGGCACGGCUACUCACACCCAGAUUAAGAAGGACUCGGAGAACGAGUGGCCUGAGCCAAGCGAAGUCAAGUUUACCUGGACCGGCGCGAGCAAAGACGGAAAGCCCGUUGAGGGCGUAAUCGAGGGACCCCUCGGCGAGCGAGUUGAUCGAGUUGACGUCAUGGCCGAGGUCCCGGGCUUCGUCAAGACCAUUGUUGCGGCGGCUGCCGGCACAAAGCCGUACAUCUACCAGUACCAUCCUAAGCUCUCCCUGAAGCUCAAGAUCGGCGACGAGGAGAUCGUCGAGGAGGGCAUCAUGUUCACCGAAGCCACCUUCAUCUCGUGA